AUGCUCAAUGGUGAUGCUGAAAAGGACGACAAUGACACUGAUACCUUUCAAGAUGAUGUUGCUCAUGAAAAUGCAGCCCCCAGAAAUGUUGAUAGCAGUGAUGGCCAGGAUAAGAAUGAGAAUAUUGAUGCAGAUGUGGACUAUGAUAAGGAUGACACCAACUUUGAGGCUGAUGUGGGUGACCUGGUGGACAUUAAUGUGGAUGGAUCAGUGGUCACAGAGAAAGGCAGCGCAUGCAAGGCUGCAAAGGAGCAAGCAAUGGAAGACAAGGGUCUAGCAUAUGAGGAAGCAUAUAGCAAUAUCUACAUACUGCAGGAUCUUUCUGAUUUUCCUGGAAAUACCAAAGUUUCAAUGCUCCUCUCCACCAACUGUCCCCAGUGGCAAUUGCCUAUUCAGAACCAACUCCUUUGGAGCCACAUGUAA
Messenger RNA from Suillus plorans, 423 nucleotides. RefSeq lists its product as uncharacterized. The transcript has 3 exons. Bases 1 to 423 code for a protein of 140 amino acids. NCBI's taxonomy places the organism in Eukaryota, Fungi, Basidiomycota, Agaricomycetes, Boletales, Suillaceae. The record is from RefSeq and is a predicted model, not a curated record.